Molecule: messenger RNA, 834 nt
Organism: Aspergillus oryzae RIB40
Lineage: Eukaryota; Fungi; Ascomycota; Eurotiomycetes; Eurotiales; Aspergillaceae
Exons: 1
Coding region: 1-834 (277 amino acids)
Molecular function (GO): ureidoglycine aminohydrolase activity
Source: RefSeq, a predicted model, not a curated record
AUGGGCAACGACAAGAUCAGUGCCUAUUAUGCACCAACCGGCGGGUUACCACCACAGACGCAGCUUCUGACCGACCGUGCCAUGUUCACCGAAGCCUACGCAGUCAUCCCGAAAGGCACAUUCAGCGACAUCGUGACGAGUUUCCUCCCCUUCUGGGAGCAGACACGGUUGUGGGUGAUUGCGCGUCCAUUGUCGGGCUUUGCCGAGACCUUCUCACAAUACAUCAUGGAAGUGCAACCAGGGGGUGGUAGCGACCGUGCCGAACUGGACGAGGGCGCCGAAGGGGUGAUAUUUGUGGUGGAAGGCGAAGUGAGCAUCACGUUGGGCGGCGAGACGCACCGACUGACGGAGGGGGGAUACGCAUAUCUGCCGCCGAAAAGCGGAUGGACGCUGCGCAACACCGGUGUGGCGACCGCUCGUUUCCAUUGGAUCCGGAAAGCCUAUGAAGCCGUGGCUGGACUGGAUGCUCCCGACCCACUCUUCCUCAAUGAACGGGAUAUCGUGCCUACGGCCAUGCCAAACACCAACAAUGCUUGGGCCACCACUCGUUUUGUGGACCCGACUGAUCUGCGUCAUGACAUGCAUGUCACUAUUGUCACCUUUGAACCGGGUGGUGUUAUCCCCUUCGCCGAAACUCAUGUCAUGGAACACGGACUGUAUGUCCUCGAAGGAAAAGCCGUCUACCGCCUCAAUCAGGACUGGGUCGAGGUGGAAGCCGGUGAUUUCAUGUGGUUGCGUGCCUUUUGCCCUCAGGCCUGUUAUGCCGGUGGCCCUGGCAAGUUCCGUUACCUGCUCUACAAGGACGUCAACCGCCACAUGAAGCUCUCGCGAUAA